This is a messenger RNA of Trypanosoma cruzi, 1323 nucleotides long. Its product is annotated as mucin-associated surface protein (MASP), putative. The coding region runs from base 1 to 1323 and encodes 440 amino acids. The record is from RefSeq and is a predicted model, not a curated record. NCBI's taxonomy places the organism in Eukaryota, Euglenozoa, Kinetoplastea, Trypanosomatida, Trypanosomatidae. The transcript has a single exon.
AUGGCGAUGAUGAUGACUGGCCGUGUGCUGCUGGUGUGUGCCCUCUGCGUGCUGUGGUGCGGCAAUGGUUUUGGAGAUGCAAGGGACGAUCGCUACAACGAGGGUGGAAGAAACUUCUUGACGCACACGCAUAAUGGAGGAAAUGACAGGCUGCGCCUGAAGGCGGAUCGCGGGUUGAUUUCCACCCGAAUGGGAUUAAUAAAGGCGGUUGCAGCUGAGGAUGACAGUGAAGGUGGAACUACUAAUGCCCUAUUGGAGGAGAAAACAGCGGCUGGUGGUAUAUCAGCUGGUAGUGGGGGCGACGCAGCGCCUGUUCCAAAAGAAAUGGAAGGUGCCGCAGGUGCAGGAACACCAUUCCUGCCGUCUGGGCCUGGAAUGCCAGGGACAGGUGCAGAAACCGGGCAGUCACUUAUGGCUGGUCAAGAAGGGAAUGAAAAAAAUAACUUGGAUCCUAAGAAAAAAGAGGCAACGGACUCCAAAGACAAGACCAACGAUGAAUUGUCAUCUCCAUCUGGCAGCACUCCCAGUCCUCCUGGUGAAAAACUCUCUUCGACGGGUACUGAUGACAUUAACCAAUUGCCCAAGGGCAAGGUGACGGAAUUAGGUGUCGAACGCCAGGAUAACCGUGAGAGCGAUGAAGCGAUAGAGAAAGAGGAUGGGGAAAAAAACACGGAAGAGGAGGAAAAACAAAAAAUUAAAGCACAAACCGAGUCUCGCGAAAGUAAAAAUAAUGCGGGAGAAAAACCACCAUCAUUACCCGCACCACCACCACCUCCACCAACAACACCAUCGGGUGGACCUGCACCAUCAAUAUCAGAGGGUGAAGGAAGCCCACCAACGGAACUAAAAAACUCACAGAAUCAGAAAAAAGUAACGAACGAAGCCACACCGUCAGAAUCCAAAACGGACUCAGAAGCAACGCAAUCAUCUUCAGGGGUUGCUACACAAGGGCGGCACAGUCAUGACACAGACACAGAGGAUUUGAUGAAGAAUGCAGCAACCGGCAGUCCAGCAGAAACAACAACAACAUCAUCUACCUCUACAAGUGGCAGCGGUGAUCAUGUCCAGAAUAGGGAAGAUAAGGAUGAUGCUCAAAUCUCUGAAGAACAACACGACAGUCUUGAAACUGGCAAUACCAACGGUGUUCCAACACUCAGUGAGGCAGAACCACAAACACCAGCAACAGUCACCGCUGCUCAAAAGAAUUAUACGACGGCACCUGGCGACAGUGACGGCAGCACCGCGGCUUCCCACACCACCUCCCCUCUUUUGCUUCUUCUUGUUUUUGCGUGUGCGGCGGCUGCUGCGGUGGUGGCCGCGUGA